AUAGUAUUUUCCUUCUAUAACCCCAAUGCAUGGUUUGGUUUACUUGUGACAGAAGGUAUGUUGCACUACUCGUCUUAUACGCGCAGAUUUUUGUUAUCUGGUGCUCUGGCACUACGUAUAAAAAUACACCAUAAACUUCUUGCUUUUCAUCUUUCUAGCUCUCUUCUUUAACAAACCCUAUAAAAAUCUCAGAAUCCCCUUCACUUGUAUUUAUGCUCUCAAUCUAAUUAAGAAGAUCUUUUAGGGACUGCAUCGUUUAUGUCUGUCCCCGUCUGUAAUAACAUUUAAAUACUUUGUGUAAUUUUAAUGCAUUUUUGUUUCUGAGAAAAAAAGAAAUCCCCUCUCUCCCACCCGUAACCUCAUUAUUACUGCUCUCUCUCUCCCCCUUCAAGAGAUUAUUACAUUAUAGAAGAAAAUAUCUAUCAUUCAGAAAUCUCCGACACCAACACAAGUUUCAAUAGAAAUAAUAGGUCAUGAGUAAUAACAUUGAACAACCUCCUGUUAGUCUCCCUCCUCCCCAAGGUUAUCCUCCGCAAGGUUACCCAAAUGGGAUAUAUCCUCCGGCGCCAGUAUAUCCUCCCCAGCCCCAGGGACAGGGACAGGGGCAGGGGCAGGGAUACGCACAAGGUUACCCUACACAAGGAGUAGGAUAUUACCCUCCCCAUCCCCAACCCCAUGGUUACCCUCCGCAACCUGGACCCCACAGUUAUCCUCCUCCAAUGGGAAUGGGAUAUCCACCACAAGGUUACCCUCCUCAGAGCUGCCAUCCACCUCAGUACGGUGCACCCCCUCAUGGACAAGGAUAUCCUCAUCAAAAACAAAAACAAAAUCAAGCUGCUACAGGCAUCAUGGGAGGAUGUUUGGCUGCUAUGUGUUGUUGCUGCCUCUUAGAUGCAUGCCUUGAAUGAAGGGUCAGUGGUCUAAUUUGCGGCAAGUGGUCUGCAGCAGAAGGUGAUUUGUGCUGGAUCAUUGGAGAAUCUAGCUUCCUAUCCGUGCAUGUAUUGUCCUUGAUACACGAUUUGAUGAGCAAAACCAACCUUCAUGUGUGCUUAAAAUGCAAUGCUUUCAA
Lycium ferocissimum is the source of this 1069-nucleotide messenger RNA. Its product is annotated as cysteine-rich and transmembrane domain-containing protein WIH2-like. Lineage: Eukaryota; Viridiplantae; Streptophyta; Magnoliopsida; Solanales; Solanaceae. The transcript has 3 exons. The coding region runs from base 474 to 908 and encodes 144 amino acids. The record is from RefSeq and is a predicted model, not a curated record.